AAAUGUGCAAAUGAAUACAACGUAUAUCUCACUGUAAUUCAUGGGCCGGCAUGUAGUGAUGAUCUCCAGGUUGUGGGACGUCUGGCAUCAUAUAAGGGAAUCCCAUUAUUGACGGGUUUAGGUGAUGUGAUUAGUGGCGAGCGAUCCACUUAUAGCACAUUGAUUCGGGCCUCAUAUGACCUCUGGGAUGAGGCCCGGGCUAUACUGGCCUUCCUAUCACACCUCAAUUGGUAUCACUUCGGACUGAUCUACCGUCAGGGGGACGUCUACUACCAAACACUUGCCGAGCAAUUGCUUAGUUUGUUGACUAAACCAGAAUAUUCCGAUCGUUUCGACUGUACGUGCAAAGACGUGUACGUCCGAGACAUCAAUAAAACCAUUUUGACUGAUUUGGACAAAAAAUGGGAAAUAAACAUAAAAGCAGAUUAUAAUGACCUGAAUGGCAAUGUCGAUGGCGGGCCCGAUGUGAACCAAAUCGAAACGAAUGGUUGGACUCCUUUCGACCAUAAGAAGGCCCACAUUAUAGCUAUGGUUCACAUAAUUCUUGGAAUAUUGUAUUCUUUUCUCAAUCAAAAUGAGAAAAGUUGUCAAAAGAAAGUGAGAAUCUGUUCGUAA
Oppiella nova is the source of this 615-nucleotide messenger RNA. Lineage: Eukaryota; Metazoa; Arthropoda; Arachnida; Sarcoptiformes; Oppiidae. The record is from the annotation of a GenBank genome assembly.